This is a messenger RNA of Nannochloropsis gaditana CCMP526, 1912 nucleotides long. RefSeq lists its product as uncharacterized. Gene Ontology annotation, molecular function: fluoride transmembrane transporter activity. The transcript has 10 exons. Gene Ontology annotation, cellular component: membrane. The record is from RefSeq and is a predicted model, not a curated record. Gene Ontology annotation, biological process: fluoride transmembrane transport. Bases 1 to 1629 code for a protein of 542 amino acids.
AUGAGUGCACAGUUGCUCGACCACCAGGGAAAAGACGGGAAAUCCUACGGGGCGGUGGCUAUCUCCUCGCCGCGCGUCGAUCUCAACAGCAAGGAACUGUCUUGGCAACCUUCUAUUCGUGACUUACCCGCGGCUCGUCCCACGCGAACCAACAGCUGCGACAACGCUGGCAAGGCAUUCACAGCGUCAGGCAUGCCUCCUGUUACACCGGCAGCAGCCUCGCCGCAACGUAUUCCACGGACUCACCGCUCUUGGGUCACUGUUCGUGUUGUCUCGGGCAUCAUAAUGUUUUCGAUGAUCGGGAACAUAAUACGGAUCGAACUAGAAAGAUACAUCAUCCAGCUCGAUGCGAGGCAAGGGAAUAUCAAAAGCUCCAUGUAUCCCUCCAUCCUAGCGAAUCUCCUUGGCUGUUUUAUCAUGGGUCUCCUCUACGAAUGCAGGGGUUUCCUGGAGAGGCAUCUGCACGGCAUCCUUUCCUUCCCCAGCAUGCCCGACGCUUCCUCCCUCUACGUGGCCAUCACCACCUGGAUGUGCGGGAGCAUUACCACCUACAGUGGAUGGAACAGCGUGGUUGCGCAUCGCAUGGUCUAUGACUCCUUCACCUAUGGUAUCUUCAGCGCCAUGACCGGUGCUGCCACGGCCUACCUGGCCUUACUCCAUGGCAUGGACGUGGGUAGUGGCUUUACCCGCGUCCAACUCGUCGAGGACACAGACAAGAAAGCCUCGCCUCCCUCCCUCCCUUCCCCCCCCGCGGACAGCUCCUCCCUCUCCAUUUCUGUGGCGUCUCCCCGUCAGUCACCCUCUGGACUGACACAUCUACCAUCCGGCCCCCUUCCGGAGGAGGAGGAGGAGGGAGAUUUGCUUGAAAGGGACGAGGAAGCCGCGGCAGAGGAAGAGGAGAGCAGGAGGAGGAUGUGGGGUGCGCGUCGUGGGAAAAGGAAGGAGAGGAGGAGUGAGGAAGGGAGAGGGACUUCUGGCGGUAUGACGUGGUUGACGGCAUGGCUGGGGCUUAGGAGGGGGAAGGAGGAUGGAGGGAGUGAAGAGGAAGAGGAGGAGGAAGGAGGAGGAGGGGAAGAGCGAAGAAAAGAGGAUGGAAAGGUGCUCUUUGGCCCGCUGCCCGAGGAGUUGGCUGCCUCUGGCGCGGCUUUGAUGGAACCGCACAGGUAUAUAUCACCGGAGCGAAAGCCGGUGUCACGGCCUACCAACUCUGCCUCUUCGGCGUCUAGCUACUCCCGACCGCUGGGGCAACAGGGGGGAGGGAGGGAGGGAGGGAGCGAGGCAGGGAGAGAGGGAGGAGGCAUCCAAAUGCAGGCCCAGCCUCCAGGGUUCAAUCCCACUGAGGACGAUGACGACGUUGAGUACUCAAUCUAUAGUUUCCGGAAACCGAACCAACGUGAUGCGUUUAUUCUGGGUGAGGUGUCAUUUUACACAGCUGGGGCCGCCGGAUUGUUAGCUCUGGCAGCCAUCAAAAUCAAGACCGUGGAGUCCUCAGAGAUGGAACCGCGGUGGCUGUCUUGUCUCUUCGCCCCUCUAGGCGCAGCGUUGCGUUACGUGCUCGCUUUAGCCAUGGCGCAGCAUCCGGCCAUUGCCCAGCUCAUCAUUGCAAGCCACAGGUGGGGGUGGUGGUGACAGAUGCGCGUCUAGUAGUGCGGUGGAGGAAAGUCGGAGGAAUGAGAUUGGAAAGGAAGAGAAAUAGUAGCUGCUCUUGUCAUGAAGAGGAACAAAAUAAGAUUAGGUUCAAAAUGUACCCCAAAAAGUAUGGAGUAGAGACGCCUGGCAUGUGGAUGUGUGAUGACAACAAUGCAUUCGAAAUCAAAGCCCGGGACUGAGCUGUUAUUGCGCGAAAAAAACGCAGACACUUAGUGGGCCAAUCCAACAAAAACAAGAAGCAAGGAGAUUUGUGUCUCUUGUA